UCGAUCGCAAGCGUGGUGUCGCGUCCUCUCGCGCAGUCAAUGGAGUCGUUGCCUGUUUCUGGAAAUGCAAACAUUUAUGAUAAAUUAUGUCCAUUUCCGAUUAUAAUAAUUUAUAUAAGUAGUCUGUAAUUGGCUUUCCGCGAUUUUGUUUUCCGUCGGUGCGUUUCUCGAGUCUCGCGCGAUACUGUGUGCACAUUCACCGCGGCCUGGCGAUUAAUCCACUAUUUGUUUAAUAGUCACACUUGUUUAAGUUGAGUUAUUAGUCGUUAUUUAAGUGCGUAAACUCAUGUAAAGAUGGCAGAAGAGGGAGCGGUCGUGAUGCAGCAGAUCGUGGACAGGAGUUGUUGGGUGUGUUUCGCCACAGACGAGGACGACCGGACGGCGGAGUGGGUGCGUCCGUGCCGUUGUCGUGGUUCCACUAAGUGGGUUCACCAAUCGUGUCUGCAGCGCUGGGUGGACGAGAAACAACGAGGCAACAGCACAGCGCGCGUCGCCUGCCCACAAUGCAACGCGGAGUACCUCAUUGUUUUCCCAAAGCUCGGGCCGGUGGUGUACGUGCUGGAUCUGGCAGACAGGUUGAUCUCAAAGGCCUGCCCAUUCGCUGCCGCUGGUAUCAUGGUGGGGUCCAUUUACUGGACCGCCGUCACAUACGGAGCUGUUACAGUCAUGCAGGUUGUGGGUCAUAAGGAAGGUCUGGAUGUGAUGGAACGGGCUGAUCCUCUCUUCCUGUUGAUUGGACUGCCCACCAUCCCAGUUAUGCUAAUUCUGGGGAAGAUGAUUCGCUGGGAAGAUUACGUGCUCCGCCUUUGGAGGAAAUACUCCAAUAAGCUUCAGAUCCUCAACAGUAUCUUUCCAGGUAUCGGUUGUCCCGUCCCGAGAAUCCCGGCAGAGUCCAGUCCACUCGCUGAUCACGUGUCGGCCACAAGGAUCUUGUGCGGAGCCCUCGUGUUCCCCACCAUCGCCACCAUCGUGGGCAAACUGAUGUUCAGCAGCGUCAACUCCAACCUUCAGAGGACCAUUCUGGGUGGCAUUGCAUUUGUGGCUAUUAAAGGGGCGUUUAAGGUUUACUUCAAACAGCAACAGUAUCUCCGUCAAGCUCAUCGUAAAAUCCUUAAUUUUCCAGAGGUGGAAGAUGUUUGAGGUCAAUGUCAAAGAUGUGCUCGGCUUCAUGCAGCUCAAAGAGACACAACGAGCCACAUUUGAUUCUUCUUCCCUGAGAAUGUGAUAUGGGUUUCGAUAUUGAGUAUUUCUUCUGUUGAUAUAAUCUGGAUUGGGGAGUCGUGUGCUACUCAUUUUAUGAGGUUUUUAAAAAAGAGACUGAGAAGAAUAAAACUGUUUUUUUUUAUAAAAAAAUGGUUGUUUUAUAAUGGAUUAGAAUUGUCAGAGUGAAUCACUACGCUUCAAGUACAAACCUCGGAGUCUCUUUACAGACUGGCUGUAUCACAUGAUGCAAUUUUGCUGAAUGUCUUCUAAAAGUUAGUCUGGUAAAUGCAUUAUGCUGUAAUAUUGAUGCAAACACGUAUAGGUAAAUCAGUUAUUUGCUCAUAAGAAUCAUAUAAAAUGUCCUUUUUUUAUGUGGUUGUUCUUGGAUAAUUUAAGAAAUGUCUACUUAAUCCCAAAUUUAAGAAGGAAAUGUCUGCUCAUUCCCAAACUCUAACAAUAAGAUUUGCAAUAAAUAGGAAGCUUUUUUUAAAGGACCAUUAGUUUUUUUUUUUGACGUUGUAACAACUAGACAGUGGACACAUAUUUAAAAAGUAAAUUUAACACACGCCAGCAUGAUGUAUACUUAAAUUAAAUCGUACGGUGUAAUUGUAAGUAAUUAUGUUGUUUUGUGAAUCGGUUGUGCUUAUGUUACGUAUCAGAAAAAACUGUAAUGGUCUUAAAAAUAAGCUUAAUUUUAUUCAACAUAUAAUAUAAAUUGAAAAAAGAACCAGACAUUUUUUUUUGGGUGUUUGGCCUCGAACUUCUGAUGUCUGGGAGUUUGCUUUCAUGUUUUUUAUUUCAUUUUUGUAUUAUUGAUGUCUUGACUUGGCAAUCAAUUUGAUCAUUUAGAAACAACUGAAUGGUUUGGAGUCAGUCUGCAUUUGUUGUCGUUGACACAUGGAAAACAUAAAGCAGUCAAAAAGCCACCAUUAGUGUUCUGUGAAAGAUUUUGCUAUGGUUUGCUGGACUUGGAGUCACUUUAUUUGAAAAACAUGUGUUGGCACAUGAUGCCUCACAACGGUUGCUAUCAGUCCUACUUUAUAUUCUCAGAAAACAGUAUUAGUGGCCUUUUUAUGACACCAGUACAAUGUCUUUUUUAAGGAUGGACGUGUAUUUGGGAGAAUAUGCCAAAUGUUUGGAUUGAAGUCUAUAUAAUUUUAUUUCUAGUUCUUCUGCGGCUUUGAUGAAUCUGACGAUAAUAAAGUAUACAAAUGCAUACUAUACAUAGGUACACAUUUACAGCGAGUUUGCGCGUUGAUCUUUCAAUGUUUGUGAGGGGUCAAUAACUGAAAUACCCAGUUAUCUACUGAAGUACAUUUAUUUGUUAAUAGAAGUAAAUCACUUCAUUGAAGAUUGAUAAUUAUUUAAAGGUGUUGCUGAACUCUUGUGUACUUCUGAUAGCAGAUAGGUGAUGCUGUUUCAUUAAAUGUGAUUUUAAACUCUUCAUUUUCUACUUGAGAUAAAGUGUGUUUAGGUUUCUUGAGUUCUCACCUGUGUCUGGUUGUACAGAUGAAGCGUAAUGCCAAAUACAGAUCAUAUAUGUUGUAUAAACGGAUGCGUUGUACAGAUACAGAUUCUGAAUUUAUAGUUUCCUGGUUGAUUUAUGUAAAUAAAUGUAUUUUUCCAAUGC
Messenger RNA from Triplophysa dalaica, 2833 nucleotides. It is a transcript of the gene marchf5, whose product is annotated as membrane-associated ring finger (C3HC4) 5. Gene Ontology annotation, molecular function: zinc ion binding. Lineage: Eukaryota; Metazoa; Chordata; Actinopteri; Cypriniformes; Nemacheilidae. The transcript is spliced from 6 exons. Bases 295 to 1140 code for a protein of 281 amino acids. The record is from RefSeq and is a predicted model, not a curated record.